Hyalella azteca is the source of this 1411-nucleotide messenger RNA. Its product is annotated as netrin-1. NCBI's taxonomy places the organism in Eukaryota, Metazoa, Arthropoda, Malacostraca, Amphipoda, Hyalellidae. The record is from RefSeq and is a predicted model, not a curated record. The annotation marks the transcript as partial. The transcript has a single exon.
UGCCGUUGUGUGUGGAUGUGCGGAUGUGGGCUCGGCUUAUCCGAUUGUUCGGCUUUGGCGGUGAUUUCGUGCAAGCUCAAUCCAAUCACAAAACUCAAUAGACUUUCGCAGUGGAAUUAUUUACUAGAAUAUCGAUAAAACAUUGGUGCAAUCGUGAUCAAUAAUAGAGGUUUUACAAGAUUAACACGAAACUAUCGUUAUUAAAAAAAAAAAACAUUUUAAAGAGAGUUCUUUGGGCUAAUUUGGCGUCAACACAGUCUGGAUCAUAAUUUGUCUACCUUACUGCAGGAGCUUUUAGGACGGUUUCUUCUACCAACAGUUAAGGUAUGUAAGAAAAUCGCUUGAAUUGUGAACUUAGGCGGGCGCGCUACAGAGAUGAAGCGCAACACGGCGUUUGUGGCGCUGGUGUGGGCCGUUUGGACAGUCGCCUUUGUAUCAGCUGGCAAUUACUUGAAGAUGUUCGACGCUCAGCAUGCUCCUCAAGAUCCUUGCUACGACGACAUGGGUCAAAGACCCACCAAAUGCGUGCCUGACUUCAUCAACGCAGCGUUUGGCCGCACCGUGACAGCCAGCAGCACAUGCGGAGACCCUGUCACACGUUUCUGUUAUGACAGGCAGGAGAAGGGAGAUCUCAAACGUCAGUGUCAUGUGUGUGAUUCUAAAGACCCCGCACGUUCUCACCCUCCAUCUUACCUAACUGAUCUGAAUAAUCCUAACAACCUAACCUGUUGGCAUUCAGCACCCAUGUUGCCUGGGGAUAAUCAGAACGUCACGCUUACUUUGUCCUUGGGUAAAAAAUAUGAACUGACUUACGUGAACCUUCAAUUUUGUGGUGAUAAGCCAGAUAGUCUUUCCAUCCAUAAAAGUAUGGACUACGGAGCUACCUGGCAACCUUUCCAGUAUUACUCAUCGGAAUGCCUAUCGGUUUUCGACCGCCCACGACGCCUCAUGAUCGGCAAGGCCAACGAACAAGAACCUCUAUGCACAGAUGCUCACCUACAGCGGCAAGGACCUCUUGGCACCAGCUCCCGCAUAGCCUUCAGUACUCUGGAAGGGCGUCCUUCUGCCCACGUGCUGGAUGCGUCUCCGGUUCUCCAGGACUGGGUAACUGCCACGGACAUCCGAGUGAUGCUCCACAGGCCCCGCAGCGCGACCAUAUCUGAAAACGACAACUCAGCCCUAGGCGAUCCUUACCGCCGGGCUCCCUUCACAUACUCCGUGGCUGAUUUGUCUGUCGGUGGACGAUGCAAGUGCAACGGACAUGCCUCCCGCUGCGUGCCCGGCAAGAACGGCGAGCUGGCGUGUCAGUGCGCCCACAACACAGCGGGGCGUGAGUGCGAAAAGUGUAAACCUUUCCACUUCGACCGGCCCUGGGGCCGAGCUACUGACCGAGACGCGCAUCCUUGCGUUG